AUGACACCUGAAAAUUACUGUCUACUAAUUAUUGUCUGUUCUUUCCACCUCUUCGAAACUGGAAAAAGUGACCACUUGGAAUUGUCAACGUACUCACCAGUAACCGAUUCUCAACUCCAUGUGUCUUUGUCUAAUGACCAUAUGCAAAUUACAAGCGCUGGAACUCCAAUUGUAAUGGAAACCGGACCAGACAAUCUACGACUACAGAAAAUUGAUCAUCAUGCAGCUGGAAUAUAUUUCCGAAUCAGUCAAAAGGGUGUGGAUUACAUCACAGAUUUGGCUACCGAGGCAUUACCACAGUUGCUUGAAAAAUCCGAAAUGCCAACUAUUGAGCAGCCACAAAUAAAAAUUUCACAUUUAACUGUCGAUAAAUUUAGUAAUCCGACGAUAAAGGCUAAAUUUCUUAACAAUAUUGGCAUUGGGGCAUAUGUAUUCUUACCGCACGUGAUGCUUAACGCGAUCUACGACGCCUCUACCUUCUUCAGCACGCAUAAAGGGAAAUUAAAGGCUGACGUGCAGAAUUUAAGUGUCACUAUGGAAGUACACAUCAGUCGAAAUGAAAGCGAAAGAUUGAACAUUAUUGAGACACCUAUAUGCAAUGUCACAUCUGAUCUUGUAAGGAUUGUUUUCGCUGGUGAUAUGUCGACGUAUCUAAACUUGCUGAGAUCAAUAAUUGAACAAGCAGUAACCGAUGUUCUUGGGAGCGAACUUUGCCAACUUGCAAUAAAAAUAGGACAGUUUUUCGAGAAACAAAAACAACAGAUUUUGAUGACUACGCCUAUUCCACUAUCGAUGCAAUCAUCAACGUCAACGCCUACACAUUUAUUGAAAUUCGGCGAAUUACAUCAACCAGUUAAUUCGAAACUAGUAGAAAGUGUUGAAGAUGAAAAUGCCUUCUAUGAAACAUCCAAUGAAAAGAUAGAAGAUGACGAGGAUUUAGCAGCAAAAUUUGCAGCUGAUUUAUGUGCUGAAGACCGGAUCGACAUGAAUGUAAUGGCAUACUCGGGAGAUGAGAUUUAUUUGCGAAGGAGACGUGACCUCUAUUUUGAUACGACUCCUGAAAAUCAACGUUUCAAUCCACUGUUGAAAGAUGGUCUCUGGGCACCCGACUUGACCUUACUUUACCCGCCGAAGUUCUCGGAUGAGGAUGUGAUAUUCGGGCUCGAUGCGGGCAUUGUAUUUUUUGGACGAAAGGCUAAAAAUGUCAAUCGAUCAAAUAUGCUCAAUAUAUCAGCUUUUGGUGAUCAAAUGUUUGGCAUGAUUGUCAGCGAAUAUGUACCCAACACAUUCUUUGCACAUGUUUACGACGAAAAUAUGGGAGUGUUACGGGAAACAUUCCGUACUCAUAAUUUGCCGAAAUUUAUAAAGCCGAUAGCUAAGUUGCUUUGUGCUCGUUGUGAGCUUCAAUUUAUUGCUAAUCUAACUAGACGACCACAUCUCAUUAUUAGUGAACAAGGUGUUAAAAUUGAUCUUCAAUUUGAUUUGUUGAUUUUAUUCAUCGGCAAAACACGGAGGCAUAAUAUUAUCAAUGCGAACACUGAACUUGAUGUAACGGUUCGUCCAUAUCUCAGACACAGCCGCUUGUAUGGUGAUGUCUCAUUGACCGGUGUGGACAUUAAGAUAAAGGAGGUUUGUUUUUUCAGGAAAAAUGAAUUUGAUUACUUAAUCGUUUCUCAUGAACGAAAUAUUUUCUUAUUUCAAUACCAACAAGGUAACCAACUACGCAUGUAA
This is a messenger RNA of Cercopithifilaria johnstoni, 1731 nucleotides long. The record is from the annotation of a GenBank genome assembly. NCBI's taxonomy places the organism in Eukaryota, Metazoa, Nematoda, Chromadorea, Rhabditida, Onchocercidae.